Molecule: messenger RNA, 4584 nt
Organism: Mercenaria mercenaria
Lineage: Eukaryota; Metazoa; Mollusca; Bivalvia; Venerida; Veneridae
Product: zinc finger RNA-binding protein-like
Exons: 22
Coding region: 116-2935 (939 amino acids)
Cellular component (GO): precatalytic spliceosome
Molecular function (GO): single-stranded RNA binding; double-stranded RNA binding; zinc ion binding
Source: RefSeq, a predicted model, not a curated record
ACAGCACCGCCUUUGCACACGCUCAUCCGGGCAUUUGUCUCGCUGGGAAAAAAAUAGAAAGGAAGAUCGAUCAAGAAAACGUUUUAAAAAGGCAACUGAAGUGUUUGUGUGAAAGAUGGCGCAUUAUGUGUACCCAGCAGCAAAUGCAGCACAGCCUGCCCCUGCAUAUCCUGCUGCAGUUCAAACAGCAUUUGUGGCAGCAACACCACAAGCUGCUGCUUAUGCAACAGCACCUAGAGCAGGACAAGCAUAUGAUGCCUACCAGACACAGCAUACAACACCACAGUAUGCUUAUGCUCGAACACAGGUGGCAGUCACUCCUGCAGCUACAUAUGAACAAAAGACUUACUAUCAGCCUGCACAAGCAACUGCAACCUACACUACUGGAGAUACGCAGUAUCAACAACAGACAGUUGUUGUGAAACCAUCGUAUUCCACUGGUACAACUUACACAGCCCAGAGGCAGGCCACUGUUCCAAAGGUACAGACUGUGCAGGUGACAUCUACACCGACCAACUAUGUGUACACUGCAGGAGGGGCCACUAGUCAGAGUGCUACUACUUAUAAUCCUGCCACUACGUACCAGUCUGCUACCACUGCAACAACUUCCACAUAUUCUGGCUAUGAUGCUGCUCUCUAUUCGGCAGCAACCAGUUACUAUCAGCAGCAACAAGCUGCCAAAGCUACUGGUACCUGGUCUACACUUAAGAAAACUGGAACAACCGCUGUUGGCAAAAAUGGACUGGGAAAACCUAAGGUGACGAAACAACCCCAGCUGCACUACUGUGAUGUUUGUAAGAUAAGCUGUGCUGGACCACAGACCUAUAGGGAGCACCUUGAAGGGCAGAAACACAAGAAGAAAGAAGCCGCAGCCAAAUCUGGAACAACAACAACUACAACAGGAAGGGGAGGUCAGAACCAGCUACGCUGUGAACUUUGUGAUGUCACGUGCACUGGAGCAGAUGCUUAUGCUGCUCAUGUCAGGGGAGCUAAACAUCAAAAGGUUCUAAAGUUGCAUACCAAACUUGGAAAGCCUAUCCCCUCAACAGACCCUGUGGUUGUUGGGCAGACAAAGGCGAGCACCACAACCCAGUCCACUGCAAAGACUGUGACAAGUACCACUACAAAGGCUGCUCCAGUGCAGCCUAGUACCAGUGCUGUGAAGAAAGUCCUUGCCACUCCAAAGAUCACUUUUGUUGGUGGUAGUCAACUGAAGACCACUGGUGUUAAGAUGGAAGAGGUAAAGGCAGCUACACCCAGCACUGCAACAACUGUCACUUCUCAAGUCUCUGUUGAUUCUGAUGACAUGGAUGAUGGUCCACUCAAUAUACUUGGAGAGAAGGAUGUUACUCCAGUUGGUCACGAAUAUAUUGAAGAGAUUAAGAAUGAUGCAACUGGAAAGAUUAUCAGUUUCAACUGUAAAUUAUGUGAAUGCAAAUUCAAUGAUCCAAAUGCAAAGGACAUGCAUAUGAAAGGCAGGAGGCAUAGAUUGCAAUAUAAGAAAAAAGUUGAUCCUAGUCUACAAGUGGAGAUCAAACCAAGUAUUCGUGUUCGUAAGAUCCAAGAGGAGAAGUUGAGAAGACAAGCACAGAAAGAAGAGUUCUGGAGACGCAAAGAACAAGAGCAGAGGAUGGAAGAGGAGUAUUACUGGGAAGAGCGUCGUCGCUACCAAGAGGAGAUGGAAUAUUAUGAAUGGCACAGGAUGGGACGACCUGGAAUGCCGCCACCUAGGUUCGGACAGAUGCCACCUGGAGUGAGGAAACCAGAUUCAUCAGAUGACCGUCAUGUGAUGGCCAAGCAUGCUUCUAUCUAUCCAAAUGAAGAAGAACUUCAGCAUGUGCAGAACAUUGUAUCAGCUUGUGAGAAAGCCCUGAAACUUGUGUCCGAUUAUGUUGCAGAAUGUGAUGCAAAGGCUAAAGGUCUCAUAGAUCCAAAGGAUAUUAAAAAAGAGCCAGCUCCAAAAGUGAAGAAGGAAGUGAAGGAAUCUCCAAAGAAAGAAGAGGAAGCAAAAGAAACGGAGAAAGAAGAGGCGGCACCUCCGCGUAUAUUGAAGGGUGUGAUGAGGGUUGGUGUUCUGGCGAAGGGAUUAUUACUGCAUGGAGACUUGAACGUUCAUCUUGUUGUCCUGUGCUCGGAGAAGCCCACACGUACAUUGUUAGAGAGAGUGGCUGACGGACUGCCCAAACAAUUUGCUACUGUGACAGAAGAAAAGUACGAUGUUAAGCGAUGUGUGGAGGAGGCAGCCAUUGUUGUUACCAACAAUGUAGAGCCCAAAGUAUCGUGCACAGUUACCCUGACCUCGCCAAUUAUGAGAGAGUCCAAUGAAGGAGAGGCCACAACAGUUACGGUGAAAGAUCCUCCAGAUGUGCUGGAUAGGCAGAAAUGCCUUGAUGCUCUAGCAGCCCUACGACAUGCUAAAUGGUUCCAGGCUAGAGCCAAUGGUCUACAGUCAUGUGUGAUCGUUAUUAGGAUACUACGAGAUCUUUGCCAGAGAGUUCCAACAUGGACACCACUAAAUGAAUGGGCAAUGGAGUUACUGGUAGAGAAGUGUGUAAGCAGUGGAGGUGGUCAUCUGAAUCCAGGGGAUGCUCUAAGACGUGUGUUUGAAUGUAUUGCUUCUGGAGUUCUUCUGCCAGGAGGGCCAGGUCUGUUGGAUCCAUGUGAGAAGGACCCAGUAGAUGCUGCCUCAGGUCUCAGUAACCAGGAGAGAGAAGAUAUUACUGCAUCAGCCCAGCAUGCUCUCAGGCUAAUAGCCUUCAGACAGAUCCAUAAGGUUCUGGGUAUGGAUGCCCUACCUGUACCAAGGUUUGCACGGAGACCUUUCAGCUCACGUAAGCGUAGACGUACGGACAGUGCUGCCGGAGAAGGGGAUGGAGAAGGAACAGCGGCUGAGAAGAAAGACAAGAAGGAGGAUGAUACCAUGGAAACAAAAUAGAUACACUUUACAAAAUCAUGAAGAAUUCAACUCUCCAGAAUACUCCUAUGGAGUAACAGUUACAAAAGGAAUUCAUUUUUAUGUAUAUAUAGGACAUUUAAAAUGUAAGAGUUGCAUGUUUCCAAGCAUUGUGUUUCUUUACUUAUAUUUUUGAUUUCUUACUUGAAUAUUUUAAUGUUGCUUUUUACCAUUUGACCAAAUCAAACACUUGAGUGAGCUGUGCACUUUUUUCUUGCAAUCUGACACACUUGAUUAUAUUUGUAUCGUCCAUUAAACAAUCAUUAACAUUACUGAGUUAUCUGUUCGUUUAUUGUACAUUCAAACAUGCAGUUGUUGCCACCUGUAUACAGUGUGGACUGGUCACUUUGAGGUCUAGCUGUUUGAGCAGUCAUUGGUCUUCGAGUUUUUAAAAAUGCAAGACGUUAGUGGUCAGUAAUGUGUAUGAGUUGAUACUAUAGCUUGUUGCAAUUCUUCCUGUUUUUCUGUUCAUAGAUACUUUUCAGGCGGUCUUACCGUCUAAAACAUGAAAAAAAUGUACGUAAAUCUACCAUUAGUGGCAGGCUAAAUCUGCUGAAACAGUCACUCGGAGAUAAUGGUAGAUAUAACAAAAUAAAACAUAUAGAAGGAUUUAACAUGGAAAAUCUGGAUAUAGUGUUUAGUUUGAUUCAAUUCCUGUGUUCAAUGCUAGAAACUGAUGUGGCUGUCAAUGUAGGUUGAACUAAAUUCACUUAUUUAUGUAAUGUUUGUUAAUUGGGCAUUGUCUGAAUGUGUCACAUCAAGACAAUAUUUGCUACCAAAAAAAGGGGAUAAACAUUCUUGACAUCUGAAAAUAGAUCAGCUGGUCAUCCUUGAUUGUAUAUGUGUAUCUGUAGCCAGUGCGUUAAAACUUCCAUAACAUACUCAGUUAUACAGACAUGUCAUGUUCGUUAUCAAUACAUUUUCUGGUGAAGACUGUACUGUGCUAUCACAUCACCAUUUUGUACAUUUACCAUUUACCAAUCAUGGAAAUUUCAUAGUAUCAUCAUACUUUAAUAAUUUAUUUUUGAAGGUUUAAAUAAAUGUCUACACCUGUACAGCAUUUGUCCAAUAGUAGUAAAUCUUGUGAUUGGGUAUUUUGAAUUUUGCUACCACAUCUUUUGAAUAGGUCUGUCCAUAUUUUUUUUUCAUCUUUUUAGUAGAUUUUGCUUGUUUCUUUCCUUACCUUGUGGCUUAAGCAGAUGUUUUUUUGUUACUUUGGUUAAUUGAAGAGUAUUUUCUCCAUAUUAUAACAUGUUUGACUGCUUUGAAUAGUGUUCAGUAAACAUCAAAUGACAUAGAGUUCCUUCAUGUUUCAUUAUAUUCAGUGCUGAGGGGAGCUGUAAAUGUGAUCUUGCUUGUUAAUGAAAAGAUAUAUAAAGGUAUUACUGGUGACUUGUUUGGAUGCCAUUUAUUAUUUAUGUCACGAGAGUUCUCAAUUAAUAUGUCAGUAAAUAUGUGGAAGCUACAACCUAUGAAGUGGUUCAGCUGUCAGAGACUAUACUUAAAAGAUUAGAUUGAACUUGUAAAGAAAAGACUUGAGUGUAACUGUAUGAUUAUGCAUUGAAAAGUUUAUAGUGUUUUUGCCUAGUUAUGUUGUCAAACAUUGUGGUAAUAAAGUAAUAAGUCUUGGA